Molecule: messenger RNA, 641 nt
Organism: Cucurbita pepo subsp. pepo (vegetable marrow)
Lineage: Eukaryota; Viridiplantae; Streptophyta; Magnoliopsida; Cucurbitales; Cucurbitaceae
Product: succinate dehydrogenase subunit 7B, mitochondrial
Cellular component (GO): respiratory chain complex II (succinate dehydrogenase)
Source: RefSeq, a predicted model, not a curated record
AUUGCGUUAAAGUGGCUGAAUCCAUUUCUGUUUGCAGCGAAAGAAGCCCACUUUCCUUUCAGGUUUUUACAUUACCAAAUUUCUCCCUCAUCUCACCAUCGCAGCUCUCCUCUUCCUUCUCGCAUCUCCUACUCAGGAACAAUGGCGUUUUUGCUCAACAAAACCACUUUUGCCUCUCAUUUCCGAUCUCAAUCCCAGGUGGAUCCUUCAUCACUCUCGCGCCGUGGAUUCCACGUCGAGCCAGGAACUCGUGAAAAGGCUUUAUUAGCUGAGGACCCUUCUCUAAGGCGGUUCAGAUCACACAAGAAAGGUGUCUCUAGAAUCAAGAAAAUUGGAGAUGUUCUGACCAUUGUGGUUGUUGCUGGAUGUUGCUAUGAAAUCUAUGUAAAAGCAACCAUGCGAGAAGAAGCUCGACAGGCAAAGACUGCUAGCGGAAGCACAUGAUGGAAUUAAGAAUCCAGUGGCAAUUAAAAUGUCCGGCAAAAGUUUCCAAUGCUUUCAUUUGUGUGCUAAAUAAAGGUUGUUUUUGAAGCACCAUUCUGUUAGGUUUUAAUCAUCAAUAAUAUUUUUUUGACCUGAGACUUUGGAUCAUCCUAAGGGAUAACAGGAUACAUUUUUAUCAUUAUGAGCACCUUUUAUAA